AUGAUAGCAAUAUUAUUCUUUAUUGCCUUAAAUAACCAGACGGGCAAACAAUCCGGAUAUUUAUAUAAAAUUUUCGAACUUGUUCCUUAUUUGACUAAUUUAGUUGUUCAACUGGACGUAUCGCAGUUUGAAAGAAGUGUUGACGAAAGAAUUGUUGAAGCUCCGGAGGAGACAUUACGCAAUUCAGGCGGAGAACAUGAACUUUCGAAUAUCGACGUUGAGACAAAUGAAAUCGGAUUAGAGUUAAUUUUGGGAUAUGUUAGUAUAUAG
Molecule: messenger RNA, 270 nt
Organism: Funneliformis mosseae
Lineage: Eukaryota; Fungi; Glomeromycota; Glomeromycetes; Glomerales; Glomeraceae
Source: the annotation of a GenBank genome assembly